This is a messenger RNA of Phytophthora infestans T30-4, 540 nucleotides long. RefSeq lists its product as uncharacterized. The transcript is spliced from 3 exons. The coding region runs from base 1 to 540 and encodes 179 amino acids. Lineage: Eukaryota; Oomycota; Peronosporomycetes; Peronosporales; Peronosporaceae. The record is from RefSeq and is a predicted model, not a curated record.
AUGAACCAAGGCGCCUCGCACGAGUGCUUUCGAGAGAGAAACUUGAGUGGCGCAGAGCUGGCGUCUCUUCGCUGCGUGGAGGACGUAGGUUUCGUCAAGACGCUGCUGCACAUGGCUGCGUGUUCCAGAGCUUCAGUAGGAGGUGGUACGUGUGUACAGGAGCUCCAGCUAUUGUCACAUACGCUUAGUGAUACUGGUAGCGUCCAGAAUAAGCGCGUAGCAGCCAAGACGCCUCCCAGAUCCGCUGCAAGGGCGUUUGUGAAGCGACCAGUGGUGCGUACGAAAUAUGGAGAUAUAGUGGGAAGUUUCCAUACUCAGGAGUAUGAGGAAGGCAGCAAGAAGGUGGUGAUAGGCAUGAGUGUGCUUAAUACGCUGCAGUCGUGCGAUACGGUGGCUCUAUCGAUGGAGUUUUUAUCCAAGAAGGAAGGAGAUGUUUCUGUUGAGUUUGUACAGUUGAUGGAAGUGAUUUCCAAGGGUGGAUUUCUGAUGGAAUGUCCGGAGGAUGUUACGUUGAAGCAUGAGACAAAGGUGCUGCUUUGA